UGUGCAAAUCAUGAAUUAUGGUGUUCUUGUAACACUUGAAUAGAAGGAACAUGAGGGAACAACAGCAUUUCAACCUUAACAUCUGUCCAGUGUCCAAGCUACAAUCCAUAAUUCAUGUUCGUGAACUUAAAGUUAUUUCUGAGUUGAACAUCGGAUUUCAACGUUGAGUAGUCUAGCACGUCUUCGGGUAGCCUACCAACCGUGCAUAGCCUAGUCACCUGCAUCGACUACCGCUCUUCGACCCUCCCUCUUCUCCAGCAUCGCGGCUUUGGUGGUGGACCGGUGUGGUCUGGUAUAUGGUUGUUGAACUGAUGUCUCCGCCUGUUAGGAAUCUAAAGUGCCUCUCGCCGGUGAUGUGUCAGUGUAAGGUCAUCUGUAGCAAACGGACUCUUUCCCUCAUGUUCGGUUGCAAGAAGUACCGGUACCAGGAUGAGGAGACGCCCCCCUUGGAGCACAGUCCAGCCCAUCUGGGUCAAGGGAAAAGCGCUGAGAUGCUUCACAUGAGUGACAAGAACCUUGCCGCCAUGGAGGCAAUGCACGGCUACACGCCACACACACAUAUCUCCCCUAUCAAGCCGGUGUUGAUGUCGUCAGGCCACAAUCCUAUGUACACCUCUGCUGUUUCCACACUGGGAAAUUCUCCUCCAGUGGUGGUGAACACUGACACGCUUGACGGCUCCCCCUACGUCAACGGGACAGAGGGGGAAAUUGAGUAUGAAGAGAUUACACUGGAAAGAGGUAACUCAGGCCUGGGCUUCAGUAUAGCUGGGGGGACAGAUAACCCUCAUGUUGGUGAUGACCCCAGCAUCUUCAUCACCAAGAUCAUCCCUGGGGGAGCUGCGGCCCAGGACGGACGGCUGAGUGUGAAUGACAGUAUCCUGUUUGUGAAUGACGUGGAUGUGAGGGAGGUGACCCACAGUCUGGCUGUGGAGGCUCUGAAGGAGGCGGGGGCCAUCGUCCGCCUCUACGUGCUCCGCAGAAAACCAGCCGCAGAGAAAGUCACAGAGAUCAAGCUCAUCAAAGGGCCCAAAGGUCUAGGUUUCAGCAUUGCUGGAGGGGUGGGUAACCAGCACAUACCAGGAGACAACAGCAUCUAUGUCACUAAGAUCAUCGAGGGCGGGGCUGCUCACAAGGACCAGCGGCUGCAGAUAGGGGAUAAGAUACUGGCGGUGAACAGUGUUUGUCUGGAGGACGUGAUGCAUGAGGAUGCAGUGGGAGCCCUGAAGAACACAGCCGAGGUGGUUUACCUCAGGGUGGCCAAGCCUAACAACCUCUACCUGAACUCCUACAACCCGCCAGACCUUACCAGCACAUACUCCCCUCACAUGGACACAGAUCUUGGCCACCCCAGCUACCUUGGAUCAGAUUACCCACAAGCCCUCACUCCCACCUCACCCAGUCGCUUCUCUCCAGUGUUGCACAGCAUGAUGGGGGAUGAAGACCUUCCCAGGGACCCUAGGAGAGUGCUGAUCCACAGGGGUUCUACAGGCCUGGGUUUUAACAUCGUGGGAGGAGAGGAUGGAGAGGGCAUCUUCAUCUCCUUCAUCCUGGCAGGGGGGCCUGCCGACCUGAGCGGAGAGCUGCGCAAGGGCGACCAGAUCCUCAGCGUGAAUGGAGUGGACCUGCGUAUCGCCACCCAUGAGCAGGCUGCAGCAGCCCUGAAGAACGCUGGCCAGACUGUCACCAUCAUCGCCCAGUACAGACCAGAGGAGUACAGCCGUUUCGAAGCGAAGAUCCACGACCUGAGGGAACAGCUGAUGAACAGCAGCAUGGGUUCUGGCCAGACAACACUAAGGAGCAACCCCAAGAGAGGCUUCUACAUCAGGGCCCUGUUUGACUAUGACAAGACAGCAGACUGUGGUUUCCUGAGCCAGGCGGUGGGCUUCAGGUUUGGUGACGUGCUCCAUGUCCUGGACUGUGGUGAUGAGGAGUGGUGGCAGGCCAGACGGGUCAGCCCCCAGACAGACGUUGAGGAGGUCGGCUUUAUUCCCAGCAAACGCAGGGUAGAAAGGAAAGAGUGGUCUCGCAUGGGCACCAAAGAGAGGGAUCGCAGUCGGGACAGCCUCGGAUCUCAAGGGAGAGAUGAUUCUCAACACAGCUAUGAAACAGUCACACAAGUAGAGGUGCAUUAUGCCAGGCCCAUCAUAAUAUUGGGUCCCAUAAAGGACAGGGUAAAUGAUGACCUGCUGUCAGAGUUCCCUGACAAGUUUGGAUCUUGUGUCCCUCACACCACACGGCCCAAGCGGGAGUACGAGGUGGACGGGCGGGACUACCACUUUGUGUCGUCACGGGAACAGAUGGAGAAGGACAUCCAGAGCCACCGCUUCAUCGAGGCGGGCCAGUACAACAGCCACCUGUACGGCACCAGCGUCCAGAGUGUCCGCGAGGUGGCAGAGCAGCAGGGGAAACAUUGUAUACUGGACGUGUCGGCCAAUGCUGUCCGCAGACUACAGGCCGCUCAGCUGCACCCCAUCGCCAUCUUCGUCCGACCCAAGUCACUGGAGAAUGUCCUAGAGAUCAACACUCGUCUGACAGAAGAGCAGGCCAGGAAGGGCAUGGACCGUGCUCUCAAACUGGAACAGGACUUCCUAGAGUGCUUCUCAGCUGUGGUGGAAGGCGACAGCUUCGAGGAGGUUUACCACAAGGUGAAGACGGUGAUCGAAGAGCAAUCGGGGCCUUACAUCUGGAUCCCCACACGGGAGAGGCUGUGAGGCUGCCCCCUAACCCACCUCCACCCCCCAACCACCCUCAGCCAGUCUGCCCUCCAGCCCAACCAGCGCUCAGAGAGACAGAGAGAGACACAGAGAGACACAGACAAACACUAAGGCAGAGACAUACACACACACACACACAGGGGGGGACGUGAAGAGAGACACACAGAAUAAUAUUAAAAGAGAGACACAGGAAUAAAAACACAGAGAGACAGGUAAGGACAGUAUUUCAUCAGUAUUCAUAUAUAAUCAAUGUGUUAUGAGUACUGAGAGAGACUGGAGAGGGGUGACCCAGUUGGGCGUGGCAGGGAAGGGCGGGGGGCGUCCCCAGGAUAAGCACAGGGUAACGGAUCCGCCAUCUCCCCCUCUCCGUCUCCCUCAGUCUCAUCGGCUGCCUUUGACAUCCCCACUGACAAACAGGCGGGCAAAACCAUCAGCAGCCCUCUGAUCCCUCCUUUUUUAUAUCCCUUAGCCUUCUCUCCUCCUCCUGUCAACUCUCUCUCCAUUCAGGACAUGAAAAGGUGAGAGAGAGAGAGAGAGAGAGAGAGAAGGAGUGCAUAGACUAUGGAGGGACACACAAAUCCUAUUGAGUCCCUCUGACACGGAGGAGGCUAUAUUCUAGUGAGAAGGCUUUGCUCUGUGUGUCAACAACUAUGAACAACAUCCCACUAACCAAGACUGGCAUUCGCUCAAUCACCCAUGAAUAGCAUUUGCGAGGGCAUUUUUCAAAAGCAGCUCAAAUAUAAACUAAAAUGCUGAAUUUGUGCAUGCGUCCUCAAAGACAACGGAUAUGGAAGUUGAGGAAAAGGAUGGAUAAUAAGAAGAAAGGAUGUAGAAGAAGAAGAAGAAGAAGAAGAAGAAGAAGAAGAAGAAGAAGAAGAAGAAGAAGAAGAAGAAGAAGAAGAAGAAGAAAUGACUGAGAGGUGUGCGCCACCCGUUCUCUGUUUUGAUGGUGGGGGAGUUUUUAGCAUGUCUCAACAGAGAGAAGAGCAGAGCGGUACAGAUGGAGAAAGAUGAGGGUGUCUGUCUUGUGUGCUAACUCACUGUGUGCAUAGACAAUGGACGACCUCACAUAUAACCUCUGGGUCUCUUCUGUACCACACACACGGUCAGCAGUACAGUAGUGCCAUUCUAAUCCACCUAGCUCUUCUCCAAAAGCACUGGGUGUUCUGGCCUGUUUGUAACGGUCAGGCAGAUUCCAGGCUGAAUGUUCUCUUAAGGCCCAACAGCAGAGUCCUUAGCUUCAGCGCUUUAGUGUUAAGAGCACCACAGCCAAUUCUCUGAUCACUCUUCCAAAUAGACCCCUCAACAACCCACACACAGUGUUCUCAUUGGCCUGUGUGUGUGUGGACUGUGUGAGGAUUAAAUCAUCUCUUCCUCUCUACCA
Molecule: messenger RNA, 4098 nt
Organism: Coregonus clupeaformis (lake whitefish)
Lineage: Eukaryota; Metazoa; Chordata; Actinopteri; Salmoniformes; Salmonidae
Product: disks large homolog 4-like
Exons: 22
Coding region: 297-2711 (804 amino acids)
Biological process (GO): chemical synaptic transmission; postsynaptic neurotransmitter receptor diffusion trapping; AMPA glutamate receptor clustering
Cellular component (GO): neuromuscular junction; neuron projection; postsynaptic density membrane
Molecular function (GO): kinase binding
Source: RefSeq, a predicted model, not a curated record